AUGUCGACGAUAUGUCUCCCGCAUCACGAUACAUAGCGAUGGCUCGCCAAGGACUUUUAGGCGGCGACUCUCAAGAAACGCCCAAGAGGAUUCAAGCUUUGAAAGAUGAUGCUAGACAAGAUGGUGAAAUCAGAACGCCGCCUUUAGACGAUGCCCUAUCCACCCCCAAUCUGGUCGGUCUCAGUCCAACGACGAGGCGGCGGCUGCAAGCCGUGAAGCGAGGCGAGAUGCCUUCCGACCCAAUACGCACGCCUAAAGACCUACUGAAUCGCAAUCCAGACACUCCCGACAGUGCAUUCGGGGCAGCCCUAAGGCCGGGCUCAGGCCGACUUUCUCCAGAGGCAAGGAAACGAUUGUGGCAAGUCGUGCAAGACCUACCUUCUAAGGAACCACAGCUGUCCAAGGAAAGGCAUACGCCACUAUCAGAAAUCCGCAACAGAUUCCUCGCUCAAUUCAAUGGCGACGUAGCCACACCCCCUUCGGAACAUCACGCGGCUCCGAGAAAAUUACAAUUACAGGAACAAGCAGAUACUCCACCCGCUAAAAUGCCAAAAUUAUCGGCAGAUCAAAGUGCUGGCAGUAUAAGCAGUCACGUUCACGAAGAUGAAGACAGUUCUAAGAACUCAACUUCAAGCGCUUCAAGCACUUUGCCUGCAGCGGUGGACGCUCAGCUAAACAGGCUCAAUGCAGCGCUUAGCAGCCGCUUGAGUUCGCAGAAGGCAAGACGCACUAGAGACUCUUUUCCUGUACCAGUUCCACCACCGAUUGAGGUCGAGACAGGCCCCGAAUCGCAGCCCAAUACAGUGGGAUGGGACGACACAACGCCCGCCAACAAUGUACAGGACGCGCCGGUACAGACGCAAGCCACCAAGCGGUUCAUGCUGUCUUCGAAUGUUGAUAACCGCGAAGAGAUAAUAGAAAUGAUCCAAUACCUUGGCGGUGAAGUGUGCGAAGGCACAGAACUUGAUCCGGAGGCGACGCAUUUGCUGUGCGCCGCGCCGGGCCGCAGCGAGAAGAUGCUCGGAUCCAUAGCCGCGGGCCGCUGGGUGCUGCAUCCCGCUUACGUGGCGCGUAGCAGGGCAGGCGGCGGCUUUCUUGCGGUGAGCCUUACUGCCCGGACAUAGGGCCCACUAUCGCGUGGCGCGCGGGCCGCAGCGAGGAGAUGCGAGGCUUCCUGGCGGUGAGCCUUCCUGCCCAGACAUAGGGCCCACUGUCGCGUGGCGCGCAGGCCGCAGCGAGGAGACGCGAGGCUUCCUGGCGGUG
Molecule: messenger RNA, 1263 nt
Organism: Ostrinia nubilalis (European corn borer)
Lineage: Eukaryota; Metazoa; Arthropoda; Insecta; Lepidoptera; Crambidae
Product: DNA topoisomerase 2-binding protein 1-like
Exons: 8
Coding region: 12-1124 (370 amino acids)
Source: RefSeq, a predicted model, not a curated record